This is a messenger RNA of Pseudomyrmex gracilis, 756 nucleotides long. RefSeq lists its product as uncharacterized. Lineage: Eukaryota; Metazoa; Arthropoda; Insecta; Hymenoptera; Formicidae. Gene Ontology annotation, molecular function: RNA binding. Gene Ontology annotation, biological process: RNA 5'-cap (guanine-N7)-methylation. The transcript has 2 exons. The record is from RefSeq and is a predicted model, not a curated record. The coding region runs from base 178 to 486 and encodes 102 amino acids.
GUAUAUUUACUUUUGGCACAUAACCUUCACCGCUCACAGCUGAUGUAGACAACAAUCGUACGCGACGAUUAAGAGUAAAAGAAGAAGCUAAGACGAGCAAGUUUUGUGUUUCAAAUUUUCUUCUUUGUUUGAAUCUCAUUUGUGUGUGUGUGUGUGUGUAACUAACACGGCGUCAUCAUGACCGACGUUGCUUUGACGAGCGAACAGAAAAAGUUCUUGGAAGAGUGCGAGGAGGAGUUUAAAGAUCGUUACACGGAGAAGGACGACGCUUUUAUGAAGAUCAAGCUGCAAGAAUCGACGAAGCCACCGAUCGUCAAUCCUUGGUACACCAAACACAGCAGACCGGAGUGGUCACACAGAGAUCAAAGUUACGACAGACGUAAUCGUCAUUGGGAUCGACGUAACAUUGAGAGACGCGAAAGGAACGAGAGGAUUGAACGACACGGCGGCAAACACUUCAUGCAUCAUCGGCAAAGAAUGUAUUGAUACAUAAGUGAUGUGACACAGUAAAUCAUCAUUUUCUUAACACGUAUAAAGUUUAUCCUCAAAGAUUUAUAUUUUAUAACAUCAAUAUCAUACUCUUAUAACAUCAGUACUCUCUUAUGUAAGUCCUAUUUUUUAUACAUUAUUUCGUUUAAUUACUAAACUAUAUAUAGUCGUAUAAUUCAUUAUCAAACUAUAGUCUCGUAUGUGUGUGUACAUAUACAAAUUUUCCUUACGUGCUAAAAAGUAUAAUAAUAACAUUUGUGCAAUUUA